Messenger RNA from Salvia hispanica, 789 nucleotides. RefSeq names its product outer envelope protein. The record is from RefSeq and is a predicted model, not a curated record. Lineage: Eukaryota; Viridiplantae; Streptophyta; Magnoliopsida; Lamiales; Lamiaceae.
CAAGGGUAUUGCGGCUCUCUACAUUUCCGUGCUCUGUUUAAUGCGAACUGCGAAGACUGAAGAGUAGUCUGCGAUUCAGGAAGAUGUUUUUCCUAUCUAUGUACCGUCCAUCUAAUCAAGAACAGAAGAAAUGCAUUAAGAAGUCUGGUGACUUUAAUUACGACGCCAAAUUUAAAGGCGCUACUGCUAAAUCAGCUUCUUCUCUUAAGGAAGACAAGGAACUUUCAGAUAGCAGUUUUCUGAUUAACCAUGCCAGAGUUCUAGUCGGUUCAGGUUUUGAGACGUUUGAGAAAGGCAAAAGCGCUCUUCAGAAUUGGAGGCAUUUCAAUCUGAACUGGGCAUUCGUUGACCCCAAGACUCCUAUUCAGAGCGGGGUGAAGUUUUGUGUGUGCACGAAAGCGAUUUUCCCUUGGCUUCUGAUGCCACUGAAAGUUGUUUACGUUGAUGACUCCAGUAAAGAAAGAAAUGCUGUGGCCUCAUAUAGUUAUGGUAGUGGGACUCUUCAGGGGCACCUUCUGGCAGGAGAAGAAUGCUUCUCGAUUACAAUGGAUGAACAGAACGAUGUGUGGUACGAAAUACUUUCAUUUUCAAAGCCAGCAAACCCUCUGGCGUUUAUUGGAUACCCCUAUGUACUUCUCAAGCAAAAGCAUUUCGCUCGUGAGUCAGCCUUAGCAAUGCAGAAACAUUUAUCUACAAAGUUAGACGAUAAGUAAUGCUCCCUGAUACUACGACUCUUUGCUGUAACCGUUGGUUUAAUGAUAUAUAUUGAAAAAAGUUCACAAUUGAACA